AUGGGUAUGAGUAUAAAACGUUUGAAGGCUCCCAACAAAUCUGUUGAUGGGGAUGAUAGAAUAGAAAAAGGAAUUAAUGAAGCGAAAAUGAGAAGUAUUCAUAUAGUAUUGGGUGAUGAAGGAUGUUUUGAUAAAAGAAU
Messenger RNA from Dentiscutata erythropus, 140 nucleotides. The record is from the annotation of a GenBank genome assembly. NCBI's taxonomy places the organism in Eukaryota, Fungi, Glomeromycota, Glomeromycetes, Diversisporales, Gigasporaceae.